AUGGUUUACAAAACCCCAUGUCAUCUUCUUCCUUUUGCUUUCUUCUUGCUUGGUUUCGUCUUAAUCUCAUCAUUAGCCCAACCGAUUCCCACCACAUUCGUUAACGUCACAACCUACGGAGCUAGACCAGACGGCUCAACAGACUCAAGCAAAGCCUUCUUGGCCGCGUGGCACGUUGCUUGUACCUCUGCUCAAGCUACAACUAUCAUCGUACCAGCAGGACGGUUCUUGGUCGGAAACCUUGUUUUCCAAGGCAACAAAUGCACGAGUGCGCCAAUAUCUAUUCAUAUAGCCGGUACAAUAAUUGCUCCCGAAGAUUAUAGAGUUAUCGCAAAAUCAGAACAGUGGAUCUGGUUCACUGGCGUUACUGAUGUUUCAAUCUACGGUGGCAUACUUGACGCGCAAGGCACUAGUUUGUGGGAAUGCAAGACCAACGGUCACGGAAAUUGCCCUAGCGGUGCUAAGACUUUGUUAUUUACUGCGUCGAAUAACAUCAACAUCAACGGUCUAACGUCGAUUAACAGCCAGAAAUUUCACAUAGUUCUCGAUACGUGCAAUAACGUGAACAUUAGCGGCGUUCAUGUUUCUGCUGAUGCGAAUAGCCCUAAUACCGAUGGGAUUCACGUCCAAUCAUCUCGCUCAGUCUAUAUCGGUAACUCGAGCAUAGGAACCGGCGACGAUUGCAUCUCGAUCGGUCCAGGAUCCACUUCUAUUCACAUAAACAACAUUCGAUGCGGUCCAGGGCACGGCAUAAGUAUCGGAAGUCUUGGGAGUGCAGAGGAAGAACAAGGAGUGGAGGACGUGACGGUGAGUAACGUGGAUUUCUCGGGAACGUAUAACGGAGUUAGGAUCAAAACAUGGGGGAAAAACAGCAACAGUUUCGCUAGAAACAUCGUGUUCCAACAUAUUAAUAUGAACAGAGUCAACAACCCGAUCAUUAUCGACCAACACUAUUGUCUUCGCGAGCCUUGCCUUAAAACGGAAUCUGGAGUUGAAAUAUCUAACGUGAGAUAUCAAGAUAUACACGGGACAUCGAAUACGGAUGUGGCGGUUAUCCUUGAUUGCAGUAAGGAGAAACCAUGUACCGAUAUUGAAAUGAGCAAUGUGAAUCUUUCCUUGGUUAAUGAACCGGCUCAUGCUGCUUGCGAGAAUGCAAAUGGAUUAGCGAACGACGUCGUCCCGUUCACCCCUUGUCUAAAGAAAGACUCACUUAUGAAGUGA
Messenger RNA from Thlaspi arvense, 1221 nucleotides. NCBI's taxonomy places the organism in Eukaryota, Viridiplantae, Streptophyta, Magnoliopsida, Brassicales, Brassicaceae. The record is from the annotation of a GenBank genome assembly.